Alnus glutinosa is the source of this 2287-nucleotide messenger RNA. RefSeq names its product factor of DNA methylation 4-like. Lineage: Eukaryota; Viridiplantae; Streptophyta; Magnoliopsida; Fagales; Betulaceae. The transcript has 8 exons. Gene Ontology annotation, biological process: gene silencing by siRNA-directed DNA methylation. The coding region runs from base 178 to 2058 and encodes 626 amino acids. The record is from RefSeq and is a predicted model, not a curated record.
CCUUUCCUCCAUUCUCGCCUUCUCGGCCUAGGCAAUACGCAGCAGCCAGCAGAUACCCCAAUUUCUCUCUCGAAGGAAAGUUUGUAAGAAAGUUUCAAACCUCAAGAAACUCGUCGGCGUCUCUUUCGGUCUCUUUGUGGACGGCGAGCUAUUUCGUACAACAAUAUAAGGUUUGAAAUGUCCUACCGUUCAAAACAAAAUGUUAGUGAGAUUGAGUUAGAGAACUAUGAGUAUAAAUAUUAUAAUGAGUUGAAGAAAGGCAGCCAUAGGGUUAAAAUUUCUGAUUCAGUAUAUAGAUGUCCAUACUGCCCUGGGAAAAGAAAUCCAGAUUACCUCUUUAAGGAGCUUCUCCGACAUGCUUCUGGUGUUGGUAGUUCAAAGAGUACGGGUGUAAAAGAGAAAGCAAGGCAUUUAGCUUUGGAGAGGUAUAUGAGGAGGUAUCUUGAUGUGAGGGAUCAUUCAGAACCUUCCACUAAAGCUGAAUGUAGCAUGCCUGAUGUUGAUCAGGAGUUUGUGUAUCCAUGGAAGGGCAUCAUUGCAAAUAUUAAAACUGAAUGGAAAGAUGGGAAACAUGUUGCUGAAAGUGGUACAAAACUCAGGGAAGAGUUGUCAAGGAAUGGGUUUAAUCCUGUGAAGGUUCAUCCCAUAUGGAAUCGUGGGGGUCAUUCAGGUUUUGCCACUGUAGAUUUCGAAAGUGAUUGGGCUGGUUUCAACAGUGCAAUGUUGUUUGAGAAGAGUUUUGAAGUCGAUCACUGCGGGAAGAGGGAGUACUAUGCAGCCAAAAAUCGAGGAGAUAAGUUGUUUGGAUGGGUGGCCCGCAGAGAUGACUACGAAUCAGGAUGCCCUGUUGGUGUCUAUCUCAAGAAGAAUACAGAUUUGAAAACUGUUUCUGGGAAAGAAGCAGAAGAUCAAAGGAAGGCGUCAAAGCUUGUAUUAAAUUUAACUAAUACCCUGGAGACGAAGAGCGUGUGCCUUCAACAGAUUCAGAACAAAUAUCGUGAGAUCAAUGCUUCUCUAGAGAAGGUGAUGGGGGAACAGGAGGACAUUCUUGCGAAGUACAAUGAUGAAAUGAGAGAGGUGCAGCAGAGGACAUGUAAUCGUCUUGAGAAGAUCUCCUCAGAGCAUGAGAAGGCUACACUGCAUUUGAAAGCUCAGAAGCAAGAACUUGAGGAGCGCGAGAAGCAAUUGCAGCAACGUGAGGCUCAGAAUGAGACUGAGAGAAGGAAGCUUCGUAAGCUUCGUGAUGAGAAAAUAAUGAAUGAGAGGGCGACCCAGGAGCAAAAGAAGGCCGAUGAAAAAGUGCUGAGGCUGGCAGAGGAGCAAAAUAGAGAAAAGGAGAAACUUCACCAAAAAAUCAUUGAACUAGAAAAGAAGCUUGAUGCCAAACAAGCAUUGGAGUUGGAGAUAGAGCGUAUGAGAGGGGCUUUACUAGUAAUGAAGCACAUGGAUGAGGAUGGGGAUAUGGAAGCCAAAAAAAAGAUGGAUGCAAUUGCUGAAGAUUUGAAGCUGAAGGAAGAAGAAUUGGAUCACAUGGAAGAACUAAACCAAGCUCUCAUUGUCAAGGAACGCAAAACUAAUGAUGAACUGCAGGAGGCUCGUAAAGAGUUAAUCACCGGAUUGAUAAAAUGGACAACCCGUGGUAACAUUGGCAUCAAGAGAAUGGGAGAGCUUGAAACUAAGCCAUUCCUCACUGCAACCAAGAGAACAUUUUCUAACGAAGAAGCAGAUGAGAAAGGAAUGGAGCUGUGUUCACUAUGGGAGGACUAUCUUAGGGAUCCAAGCUGGCAUCCCUUUAAGAUCAUCAUGGAUAAAGAAGGGAAUGCUAAGGAAAUGAUUGAUGAAGAAGAUGAAAAAUUGAAGAAUUUGAAGAAUGAGUUUGGUGACGAAGUUUACCAGUCUGUGACAAAAGCCUUGAAAGAGAUGAAUGAAUACAAUCCAAGUGGCAGGUACAUAGUACCAGAGCUAUGGAGUUUUGCAGAUGAAAGGAAGGCAACAUUACAAGAAGGAGUAGAAUACCUGAUAAAGAAGUGGAAAAUACAUAGACGGAAGAGGCGUUGAAGGAUUUGUAGCCAGAAUGUCCUUUUGUGAAGGCCAUUGUAGAUGUGGUGCUUCAAGAGUUUCACUUAUUUUGCUAUGCUCGGGUUGUAAGUAGGCUUCUGCCUCUAUUCGUGCAUAUUACUGUCUUUGGUGGAAAAACUGUGGGAAUGAUUUUUAGACAUAUCACUUGUUAAUAUUCAAUGCAUAUGGUUUCUGUUGGGUUCUAUAUAUUGAUAUAGUUUUCCUUUAA